Mycena indigotica is the source of this 900-nucleotide messenger RNA. RefSeq lists its product as uncharacterized. The transcript is spliced from 4 exons. The coding region runs from base 1 to 900 and encodes 299 amino acids. NCBI's taxonomy places the organism in Eukaryota, Fungi, Basidiomycota, Agaricomycetes, Agaricales, Mycenaceae. The record is from RefSeq and is a predicted model, not a curated record.
AUGUAUCUGGAACCUGGGCGAUGGGAAGAGCUCCUAAGCUCUCUCUCAUCGUACCAGACAUCGAAUAUACUCUAUUCCUCACACCCCGAGAAGCCAGGAUGGCCUAGACAUGCCGGUGGGCUUUGGUACUGGAUUCGCUGGUACCUCAUCGAUACACACGGACCAAUUUUGCAGCGCCUGAAGCUGAUGGUGGUCGCCCUCGUGGCACCGGAGCUCAUCAAUGGAUUUGCCGCAAGACAAUAUGUCAAAGCCCGCGGUCUAGCUCAAGAGAACAACCUUUCAUUGACCCACGGCUUUUUUAUCGUCAUGGGUGGCUUCGUCGACGCCGAUGGUAUUCCAAUUGCAAUAGAUGAACAACUUUCUCAGCCAGGGGUUGUCGGCGCCAUCCGAGCUAUCCCUGAAUCAGCUCUGGAGGACAAGAGCAAAGGCGAUGUGUUUUCAAAGGGAAUUGCGCUCUGCCAAGUCCUGUGGUUCAUCCUACAGUGCAUUGCCCGCCGCUCGCAGCAUCUCCCGCUUGCAGAGCUGGAAAUUGCGACACUGGGGUUUGCAGUCCUCAACGCCGUCACAUGGCUGCUCUGGAUCGCAAAGCCGCUUGACGUGCGCGACCCCAUCCUUGUUCCAUUGCCCACUCAGGCUACUCUGGAGUCUAGGCACGGCCCCAUCCCGCCAGCACUUCCUCUGCACAUGAGUGAGGCUCCUCAGGUUGUGCAGACCCCACUGGGUGGGUACCGGCACCAACGGCUUCUGCGCUACCUCAUGUUAAACUUCUACCACGACUUCCGGCCCCGCUUUGCUACCCACGUGCCGACAUUUUGGCGAGGAUACACAGAUCCCACAUGCCUUCGCAAAGACAUGCGCUUUUUGACGUCAACGCAGUAUAUUUGCGGCAUGCUCCAUUGA